Molecule: messenger RNA, 577 nt
Organism: Nilaparvata lugens (brown planthopper)
Lineage: Eukaryota; Metazoa; Arthropoda; Insecta; Hemiptera; Delphacidae
Product: protein furry-like
Exons: 2
Coding region: 11-445 (144 amino acids)
Biological process (GO): neuron projection development; cell morphogenesis
Cellular component (GO): site of polarized growth; cell cortex
Source: RefSeq, a predicted model, not a curated record
AUUCUGUUGAAUGUGGUGCAGGUGUAACGUAGCAGUGAUGCUUCUGACGGACGUGGUAGUGGACGUGGUUGACCUUGACUGGCCAAUCCACGUUCCGCUGAUGUUGCACAUUCUAUUCCUGGGCUUGGACCACUCGCGCGUGCUCGUGCAUGAGCAUUGCAAGCAGCUGCUGCUCAACUUGCUGCUCGUGUUGGCUGAUCACAACGAUCACCUGUCCGUCGCUCAGAUUCUCCUCAAUCGCAAGACUGCCCAGCUCGGUUUGGGGUUGCCCACGCCUCCUUUACCUGUCCUUGUUCACGUGUUUACUGAGCCCGAUCCCGAAUUUGAUAGUUACUUGCAAGGUCCCACAACAGGAAUUCCAAACUCAUCUCUAGCCAGUAUUUCAGGUAUGAGGUAUAACUUUCCAUCAGCAUGUUCUAAUCCUCUCCUUGUUUUUGCAUUAUAAAUCCGAUUCCAAUCCAAAACUAUUCCCAAUCGUUCAAUCCAAGCUCUCUCAAUUCCAAUCCAUUCCUCAAGACAGGUUUUCAUUUUUUUCAUAUCUUCCGUUCCCAUUCAACAGCAAACCCUUUCUUUUGAU